CCUUACAGAAGUUCUUGAAGUCAUGGCUUCUAACAAGUUCAGUUUCAAAUUACUACUGUCUUCUUGUUUCAAGAUCGAGCAACCAUUAUUUCAAGAACCAAAGGUUCAAGCUUCCAAUCAAUUAACAUCUCAAAGACUAUCUCUAUCAGAAUUUAGUUACCCUGGUUCACCAUUAUCACUUAGUGAUUUAUCAAAUAAUUCCAUCUUUAAUCUCCAUGUUUUUACUCUCAAAGAAUUAGAAAAGAUAACCCAUCAAUUCUCCAGAAGUAAUGUUCUUGGUGAAGGAGGAUUUGGAACUGUUUAUAAAGGGUUUAUUACUGACAAGCUUAGGCCUGGUUUGAAAGCUCAGUCUGUAGCUGUUAAGGUUCUGGAUUUGGAUGGCUCUCAAGGCCAUAGAGAGUGGCUAGCUGAAGUGAUCUUUCUUGGGCAAUUAAAGCAUCCCCAUGUUGUAAACUUGAUUGGAUACUGUUGUGAAGAUGAGCAUAGGCUUUUAGUGUAUGAAUACAUGGAGAGAGGCAACCUGGAAACCCAGCUAUUUAAAAGGUAUUCUGCAGCCUUGCCUUGGUUAACAAGACUAAAAAUUGCCAUUGAAGCUGCAAAAGGCCUUGCUUUCCUUCAUGAAGAAGAGAAAACAGUCAUAUACCGCGAUUUUAAGGCUUCAAAUGUUCUUCUGGACUCAGACUAUAAUGCCAAGCUUUCAGAUUUUGGACUAGCAACAGAUGGUCCACAAGGAGAUGACACACACAUAACUACUCGUGUUAUGGGCACUGAAGGCUAUGCUGCUCCUGAAUAUAUAAUGACUGGUCACUUGACAACUAUGAGCGAUGUAUUCAGUUUUGGAGUUGUGCUUUUGGAAUUACUGACCGGUAGGCGAUCUUUGGACAAGAACCGUCCAUCAAGAGAGCAAAACCUAGUAAAAUGGGCAAGACCAUUUUUAAGGGAUCAUCAUAAGCUUGACCAAAUAAUGGACCCAAGACUUGAAGGUCAGUACUCGACAGAAGGGGCAAGAAAGGCAGCUGCAUUGGCUUAUCAAUGCCUGAGCCACCACUGCAAGUCUAGACCUACUAUGAGUGCCGUGGUUAAGAUCUUAGAGCCACUGUUGGAAUUAAAUGACAUACCAGUUGGACCUUUUGUCUAUGUUGUUUCAAGUGAAUCGGAGAAGAAAGAAAGUAACAGUGAAAAGAGAAAAGAAAAAGAAAAACAAAGUGAUGUAAAUGAGGAAGUAAAAGAUGGAAACAACAAAUCAUGUGAAGAAAAGGAAGUGAAAAUUAAAGAAAAGAGUAGUAAUAGUCACAAAAAGGGUCGGAGCCAUAGACGGCGAAUUAAGUCACUGAGAUCUAGAGCUGUAUAUUCUGAUACAGCUCUGUACAAAACAUUACGUACUGGCCUGUAUUCUCCUAGGCAGUAGAACAAAGCCUCAUUAACCAAAAGAAGGGAAUCGGCAGAGGAGUAUACUGUACAUUUGUAAUUUUAUAUUCUUUUUCCUUUUUUCGUUUCUUCUUGGGAGAAUUUGUCAAUUUCAGCAGUUGAGUAAUGGAGGUAGUUGUAACUUGUAACUAUAACAACAACCUAGUUGCUGUAAUAAAAAUGUUGCUUAAAAAAUUAGUAUUGGGGAAAAACAUUCAAUCA
Messenger RNA from Jatropha curcas, 1629 nucleotides. RefSeq names its product EPD1-interacting receptor-like cytoplasmic serine/threonine-protein kinase. Gene Ontology annotation, biological process: protein phosphorylation. The record is from RefSeq and is a predicted model, not a curated record. Gene Ontology annotation, molecular function: protein kinase activity; ATP binding. Lineage: Eukaryota; Viridiplantae; Streptophyta; Magnoliopsida; Malpighiales; Euphorbiaceae.